AUGGCUUCCUUCACUAAAGUUUCCACUUUCCUCGCAAUCAUUGCUUCAUUACAACAAUUGACUGUUGCUACUCCACCAGCUUGUUUAUUAGCUUGUGUAGCCCAAGUCCAGAAAUCAUCAUCUCAAUGUUCUGGAUUGAACGACUUGUCAUGCAUCUGUUCCGACAAGGGAGACGAUGUCAAGUCUUGUUUGGAUAACAUUUGUCCAAAUGGUGAUGCUGAUGCUGCCAAGUCAGCUUUUGAAAGUUCUUGUUCAGGACACAGCGAUGAUAGCAGCAGCAGCAGUUCUUCGUCAUCCGCUUCACCAUCAUCUUCAUCUGAAGCUCAAUCAAGCUCGAGCCAAGUUGAAUCAUCUUCAACUCAAGCUUCAUCAAGUGAAGAACAGCAACAAUCAUCUUCAUCUUCUGCUGCCGCUCCAUCUGGUUCAUCAUCAGUCGAAGCUCAAUCUACAUCUGAAGCUGCUUCAGCUGCCCCAUCUUCAUCAUCAGUCGAAGCUCAACCUUCUUCAUCUGCUGCUGGUGGUAACGGUGGUUCCGGCCAAGAAUCCACUUCAUCUCAAGAGCAUGCAUCAUCUACUUUGCAAACUUCUUCAGUUGCUGCAGAAUCUACCUCUUCUUCAGCUGUCGCUUCUGUUGCUACUCAAACUGAAGGCUCAGGCGCCAACAAGGUUGGUUUGGGAGCUUUAGUUGGUUUAGUUGGUGCUGCUUUAUUAUAA
This is a messenger RNA of Lodderomyces margitis, 714 nucleotides long. RefSeq names its product Ssr1p (gene SSR1). Bases 1 to 714 code for a protein of 237 amino acids. The record is from RefSeq and is a predicted model, not a curated record. Lineage: Eukaryota; Fungi; Ascomycota; Pichiomycetes; Serinales; Debaryomycetaceae. The transcript has a single exon.